CUUAAGAAGAAACCGUCAUGCUGUUCGGCUGCCAAAAUUUCUUGGUCUACUUGACAUGAUGCUGUCUUUUAAGAAAGAAUAUAAACUAGAGUGCCUGGAUUUAAUAUAAACUACAACUGGUGCCAUGGUCUUACUGAGAUGUACAUCCUGUUCCACUGCUCUCAUUCUGCUGCUUAAAAUUUCUCAUAGCUGUGUUUUGGAGAUGACCCCUGAAGAUAAGUGAUCGACGGGACAUACAGGCCCUACAAUACCUAUGUGACCUACAGAAGCUACAGGACCUACAUCACCGAUAGGACCAUCACCUGUGAUGAAAGUUUUCGAGGGUCCAGUCUUGCAAUAGAGGAAUACAGCUGAACAUCAAUGAUUCUGAUGAUGACGUUGAAAUGACGUAUAGUCUUCGAAAAAGGGGAGCUGUUCCUGAACAGAAAUGGAAAAAAUAGAACUGUGGUUUACCUGAACCCGCCAAAUGUGACCCAUAGGGAUUUUCAUGUUUAAUGUUUUCUAUAUGGUUUUUAAACAAUCUUGUUAAAAGUUAUAGUAAAAAAGUCUUAUCUAGUCUUUUUAGUAAAUAGUCUAUAGAGACUUGUCUUGUUAGAAACUAGUCUAUACAGACUUGUCUUGUUUGUGAAUAGUCUAUACAGACUUGUCUUGUUAGUAAAUAGUCUAUACAGACUUGUCUUGUUUGUGAAUAGUCUAUACAGACAUGUCUUGUUAGUAAAUAGUCUAUACAGACUUGUCUUGUUAGUAAAUAGUCUAUCAAGACUUAUCAGACUUUGCAGCAAGUUUUGUAGGUUUUAGAAUUAUUAUUUUAAUCUCAGUGCUAUUAAUUGAAUCUCUAUUUCAUGACUGUAUCCUUAAUGUAGAUCUGUUAUUUAUAUUUUAUAUCCUUGUUUACUUGACAUUUAUUUUGUUAGCCAUCUUUUAAACUUUAAGAUUAUUUCUCACUAUUGGACGGUUCCAUUUAUGAAAAUGGAGGAUCCUAAUAUUGAAAAUGAAGAAAGUACUGGACUGAAUGAAAGGAACACAGUCCAGGGUAUCGAAUCUCGAAAUUUUGAUUACAAUAGAGAAUUGGAUCUGAAUUCUGAAGCACAUGCAAAGCCAAAGUUUGAUCCAGAAAAGUUCAUGGAAAUUGUGAUGAAAAGAAAGCUUGGAGACAAUAGUCAGGCACUGGAAGGUUCCUUGGAAGAAAAUGAUUCCCCCAACAAGAAAUUGAAACAAGAUUUGGUAAUUGAGAAGCAUUACUCUCAAAGCAGAAAUGAAAGUGAAAAUGAAAUUGAAAGCCCAAAACGUGAUGAAGUGGAUGGAUCAAUUGCUAAUUCAAGUCAAUCAAAUCUAGACAAUGUAGAAGAAAGUGGGAGCAAUGACUCUAAUUCCAUUGAAAACGUACAAUUCAAAGACUCUGUAGAAGGAAAGCCAAGGAUAGCCAUGUUUGAUGAUCAAGAAUCACGUUCAAGUGAUCUAAGUGGCUCUUUUACUUUGAACAGUUUCAAGAGUUUAAAUUCAGAAAACAAAAGCUCAGGCAUAAAUGAAGGUAUUUUUCAGCAUAAUGAAAUAAACAGAUCUGAAGACAAUAGUGAAUCACAUGAACAUGUCCAGGAUGAAAUGUUUGUGAAGAUAAAACAGCAAGAUUCAAAAAGGUCAUCUAGAAAACAACAUGUUCCUAAAAAACUUGUGACAGAAGACAUUAAUGAUUUUGAACUUGUUUCAGCUGAAAAUGUGGAAGACUUAGCUGAUGAAAUUGAUGACAUUGCACCAAAACAUAAGAUAACGAAGCAUGAAAAAUCAAGAAAGCAAUCAAAACCUAAGAGGAUAGCGCUGGUUGAAAGAAAAGUUUGCACGAGUGUAGAAAAAAAUCCACAAGAAAUACUUGAUGUGAGUGAAGAUGUUGAUGCUAUUUAUGAAUCUCAAGAGCUCAGUAUUAAGGCAAAUACUGACCACAUUGAAGAUAGACUUCAGGUAGAUGUAGAUGCAGGAGAACAUUCAGUGAUAGCUAGUGACAUAACUGGGACAGAGGAUAGCAAAUCUUCAGAUUGUGUUAGCGAACUGGCUGAAGGUAAUGAUACUUAUUACUCUACAGUGUUGAAAUCAUCCCCUCUGCUUGGAAAUGAUGGAAAUGAAUUUCAGAAACAAUUGCUUGGAUUGGGAUUAUCCACAGAAAAUAUUGAUCUUCUGAACAAACUUUCACCAUCAUUGCUGAAAACAAAUAUGCUUCAAGUGUCUGCUGAUGGUAUCAAUUCGGAGAGAGAAAACCUUGAGGUGAUCAGACAAUUGAGAGAGUUCAGGUCUCACAAAUAUAGGAAAAUUGCUAUUUCUGAGAAGAAAGAGAUUGCUGAAUAUGCUAAAAGUAAUGGAGUCACACAAGCUGCCAAUAUUUACAAUGUGUCAAAGUCUGCAGUUUCCAUGUGGACAAGGCAAGAUUUGGACUCAUUAGAGGAAAUAGAUGAGAGGCGUAGGAAAAAUUGCAUGGUGGGAAAUGAAAAAUUUGAAGCCCUCUGUGUAAAGGUUCGUGAGCACAAAGAGAGUAAGUUUAAGGGACUGAGUAAGCAAGACAAGUUUGAGGUUUCAAGGUUUGCUAAGCUGGUAGGUGUAAGAGAGAUGGCAAGAUGUCUUGACGUGGCUCUAGGGACAGUUUCUGGUUGGAUGAGGCAGUUUCCAUAUGUUGUUAAAGGGGAAGAGGAGGUUUCUAAUUCUAGUUUCGGUAGUUCAAAUCAAGAUGAGGAAAAUGGUGCCAAACAACUUGAGACACUGGGUAAAUCUUCGAGACAGUUGGUUUUUGAUGAGAAUGGAUGUGCUGGUUCUUCAUCUAAGCCAAUUUCGAAGGCUAGAAGAAGGAAAUCUGGUAAAACUGAGAAUGAAAUUCAUGAGGCACAUUUUCAAACUGAAACAAAGAGUAGACUAUUGUUCAUUAAACCCAAGGUCGAGAUAAAUGAUGAGCCAGUUGAUGCAACACCAAAGGAUGAGAUAGAUCACAUGAUCGAGAAUAGUGUAGUUAUGUAUAAACCUCCGGAUAUUGAUAAACUCUAUGAGGAAAGUAAGGAUCAAAUGGCGAGUACUGAGUUAGAGAAUAAUGAAGAAUUUAAGGCCCUGUUUUAUAGAGUGGUGCAGUGCAAAGGUAACAAGUACAAACACCUGUCUGCGGAUGAUAAAAUGGAGGUGUGUAGAUAUGGGAAACGGGUCGGUGUGCGGAAGGUCGGGAAAAUAUUAGGACUUGCAACUGGGACACUUUCUGGUUGGAAUACAAAAUACCAUGUGUACCUAUCUCCAGCAAGUGAGUCAGUUUUUAACAAAACAUCACCACAGUUAGACGUGUCAUCGUCGUCGAAUCUCAGUGAACAUGAUUUGUCCAAUGAUGGGUCCAGCCCAUUUGGAAAUAGCAGUGUUUGUUCAACACAAAGUCCAAGUAUGUUGGCUGGAAAGUCUCCUUUAUGUGUGGAUGGAGUGGAGAAAUCAGAAGUUACUGCCAUUAAAUGUCUGUUUAAGGAAAAGUUUGAUGAUAUUUUGAAGAAGAUUGAAGUAGCUAGGAGUGUAAAAUUUAAGAAUAUAACUAUUGAAGAAAAGAUUGAAAUUGUGAAAUGCUCGAAGUUGGUUGGAAUCCGCCCUACCGCAAGGGUUUUGAAUAUUCCUAUUGGAACAUUAUCUGGAUGGAUUACAAAGUAUAGUAGGGACCUGCAUCCUGCUUACAAUGUGAAUGACAAUAGUGCAAUAAAACCAGGAUCUGUGCCAAGUUUCCCUGGAAAUAUGGGACUUUCCAUUCCGGGUGCAAGUUUUGGCAUUCUGCCAACUAUGACUCCUUAUAUGGUUCCUGGACUUGGACAAAUGAUUGGUGUUGGGAAUUCAGGGGCCAGUUCAAAUAUGUAUUCCCACCUGAUGAAUGUAAUAGAAGAAAAUAGUUCCCAAGAAAGUAGUUCCAAUGAACAUAGUAUCCAAGAAAGUAGUUCCCAUGAAAGUAGUUCUGUGGAAAAGUUGAAAAGACAUUUAGCAGAAAGGGAGGGAAAGGUUGAAGAAAUGGAAAAGAAGGUGAGAACUGUUGGUAAAGGCACUAAUUCUAGUCAUACAGCUACAAAUGGUACUGAUGAUGGUUUUGAAGAUGAAGCACAAAGAUUGGCCCAACAAUAUCUACAAGCGGCCUACAGACAGUUAGGAAUACCUUUGAUGUAAAGAAAGAGUUUGAAAAUCUUUAUGAAGUGUUCAAGUGAUUGAAAAAAUGGAAUUUAUUUUUACUCAUACUGCAAGAUGUAAAAACUGGAAAACAAGACCAAAAUGCUUACCAUAUAAAAAAAGUGUACUGGACUUGGGUAAAAAUAGAUCUUAUAGCAGCAUGCACUAAAGCAAAAACCAGCCAGGAAUUAUCAGUGAGAGCCAGUAGGAGGCCAAUGACACAUUCACUUUACUUGGGUUAAAUAAUAAACACAAGAAACAUGUUGCUGCCUCAUCUGUGUGUUCUUGUUUAAAAUAGUGCAUAACAGUUUCCCAAUUUAAAUCAUAUCUGUUUAUGAGUACAGAUAAAUAUACUGAUGCUAUUUUUCUAUUGCAAAUGUAUCAUCUGGUGUGUAACCCCUUUAAGAUCAAAGGGGACAGUCACAUUCAUUUUGUGAAAUUUCUUGCAAAUGUAUCCAGUUCAAUUAAGCAGAAAAUAGUUUGUUCAUGAUUUUUUUUAAAUUUAUUCAAGAAUUUUGAAAAUACCGUAUACGUGUAUAGAUAAAAUGUCAAAUUUAAGUAAAAUAAUACGAAAAAUUGAAUAUACAGUAUGUGUUUACUGUAAAAUAAUGAAUAUAUGGUAUACAUGUACAUAAACUGAUAAAAUAUUGACUGGUAUAUGUACUGAUGAAUAUUGAUAAAAUAUUGACUAUGGUAUACAUGAAUGGAUAAAAUAUUGAAUGUAGUAUAUGUUAAACAUGUACGAUUAUUUAUUUUCUUUUGCAUAAUAAUUAAGAAUUAUGUGUUGUGAUUUUUUUCAGUUAACAGUUAUGUUACAUAAUUAUUGUACUCUUUUUUUCAAUUAAUUAAGAAUAGUAUGUAGAAAAUGUGUAUUCAUUGCUUGGUCAAAAUUAAUGUUCUACAGAAUUAAAAUGUUUUAGAGUUUCCUCGCUGUUUCAAUUUCUGGUGUCUUUUAAGUUGAUAAAUUCUGCUUUGCGCAAUAAUUCCUUUCAAUAAAGACCACCCUGAGAAAUCAAAGGAUGGUAUAGUUCAGGAUUAAAACCUGUAUUCAAUAGAAUUAACUUUAUGACCAGAUUCUGAAUAUUUUGAUUAGACUGUUACAUAAACAUUGGACUCACUAAGGCAUUUCUAAGGAUAAGUUUAAAGCUGCACUCUCACAGGUUGUUCGUUUUAACAACUAUUCUAUUUUUUGUCUUCUGUAGUUCAAUUAAAGAGUAUACCGGUAGUCAGUGGCCGAUAUUUUCAUCACUGUUUACUUUUCUCAUACCAAAAGUUGAAUAUGAUGAAAAUAAUGUGCAGUAAUUAUAUAUUUUCAUUAUUUUAACAUGAACUGUCUAUAACUGUACUGGCACAAAACUAUGUUAUUAUGCUAUUUAAUAUAGUUUUUAUUAUAAGUAUGUAUUUAUGUUCAGCAAACAAUCGUCAUAACAUUACUUAGAAUUACAUUAAUAAUGAUUCAUAUACUGGUAAUCAAUGUUAAUCUUUUUUAUUUCACUAUGUUUAACACAAAUCAUAUUCAUAUUUUUACCCUAAUCAGAAAUGUGUUAUUGGUUAUUGUAAAAACCUAUAUAAUUUCUAAUGAAUAAAAUUCAGUAAACAGUGUAUUGAAUUAUAUGGCAUUGUUUAACUUCAGGGUUUACAUCUUUAAAUUUGUAUACCAAAUUUCAAAAUGCAGGGGGAAAAUUCAGGACAAAAACCGGGUAAAAAACUUCAUUUCAAAGUUUUUAUUUCCUUAUAAUCUGUAUUUGCAUCCAAAAUCCAAUAUUUAAAUGUUAGAAGUUUUUUUUUUUAUUUAGAACGGAAUACUAUUAACUUGAAGCGUACACUUCUUGGUCAACAAUGUUAUUAGAGGGGGUGCAAACUACUAUUUGUACGGGUAUAUUUUACUGUAGAUAAUAUGCAGGGAAAAAUUAUGAGAAAAAUCUAUAAAAAAAAUUAUUCUUUGUUUGAAAAUAAAGGAAAAUAAAUGAAGAGAAAUUCUGCGUACUUUCUACUGUAAAAUUCUUUUAUCAUUUAAAUAGGGUAAAUUUCAGGUAAUUGACUAUUAAAUGUACUUUAACAAUUAAUUAUGGUAAAAUAUUGGUUAUAAUGGAAUCAAGUGUAACACUUUUAUAAAUUUGUUUAUACAAAAACACUGAAGUCUAAGCUUUUGUGUGAUUUUUGUAUUUUUUAGAUUUACUUUAAGAUCUGAAUAUGUUAUUUAUUUCUGAAGUUUGAAAUAAUUGUUUGGGUAUUUACAUUCCUGUCUUGUGCUAGCAAAUAAGUAUUUGUGAAUUCAUGAUUUUAUUUGCUAAUAAAGUG
Molecule: messenger RNA, 6459 nt
Organism: Mya arenaria
Lineage: Eukaryota; Metazoa; Mollusca; Bivalvia; Myida; Myidae
Exons: 4
Coding region: 964-4158 (1064 amino acids)
Source: RefSeq, a predicted model, not a curated record